UCUCCUCUCCUCUCCUCUCUCCACCCCCGCAGCUGCAACAAGACAAGCCACAUCUACAUACAUCCCCAUCCACCCCCGCCCUCACGCGCCACCACCACCACUGAACCAGAGAGAGAGAGGGAGGGAGGGCAGACAGGAAGACAGAAUUGGCCUGCCAAGAAAACAAAAGAGAGAUCAAACCAAACCAGACCAACCAAGAGGAGAAUUGCCAAGAAACACACAGAGAGAGAGAGAGAGAGAGAGAGAGAGAGAGAGAGAGAGAGAGAGAGAGUCGUCAAGAGGCAGUGAGAGAGAGCAAGGCGGGGAGGGAGGGGGAGAUGGGGAUGCGGGUGCCCGGGUGGGUUGGGGGCCUGGUGGAGGAGAGCUUCUUCGUGGGGUGCGAGGCGCACGAGAGCCGCAGGAAGAACGAGAAGAACAUCUUCUGCCUCGCCUGCUGCACCAGCAUCUGCCCGCACUGCGCCCCCGCCCACCGCCACCACCCACUCCUACAGGUGCGGCGAUACGUGUACAAUGACGUCGUCCGCCUGGGCGAGCUCGAGAAGCUCAUCGACUGCUCCUAUGUCCAGCCCUACACGAUCAACAGCGCGAAGGUUAUCUUCCUGAAGCCGAGGCCUCAGUCCAGGCCAUUCAAGGGCUCCGGCAACGUCUGCCUCACAUGUGACAGGAUCCUCCAGGAGCCCUUCCACUUUUGCUGCCUCUCCUGCAAGGUGGACCAUGUGGUGGAGCAGGGAGGGGACCUGUCCAAUAUCCUGCUGUAUCGCGCCGGCGACGAGCUCCCUUUCCCGCGCUUCGAGAACCUCCACGUCGGCGACGGUGACUCGGGGCAGGUCACGCCCAACUCCAUCCUUGAGAACCCGCUGCACCACCGCAACGGGUACGGUGGCGGCAGCGGCGGGUCCAGCGACAAUGCCGGCAACGGCAACGGCAACGGCCAUGGCGGCGGCGGCGAGCCGGCGGUGGUGAAGAGGAAGAAAGGGGGAGGGUUCUUCCCCAAGAUGGUGCUGUCACUGGGCAGCAGGAGGAAGGGUGCACCCACCCGAUCCCCCCUAGCCUGAGAACUCCCACGUUUGCAUGCCCCGCCCCACCCCAACCCCCCCUAUAUAUGUGUCACCAUGCUGUUAAUUAGUUCCCGUAGCUAGCCAGUGUUAGUCCCCUAUUGGCGGUCGUAGCUGGAGCAUUAUAUUAGUAGUGGUGUGUGUGCUAUAGUCCUAUGUAGAGUGUGUGUGCCUGGUUGGUUUGGGAGGGGCCUGAUGGUGAUCCAUCGAGAUGGAGGGCCACUUCUAGGAGCCGUAGCUAGGCGAGAAAGUGUUUUGGUGAGAAAAGAGACGAGAAGAGAAGAGAGGAAGAGAGAAGAAUGGGGAAAGCGGUUCCCCCUGUUACAUGGCCUAGGUAGGCACGGGUGCUUGUGCGGGGCCCACAAUGCAUGCAGGAGGGCAGGCAUGCAGGCUCCCCACAAGGGUGCCUACCAAUUUUGUAUUAUGAUGUAACAGGGGCGUCCACACCCCCUAACCAUAUAUACAUCCCCCAUAUAUAUGUGUGAAUUGUUCAUGUUUUUGUA
Messenger RNA from Triticum dicoccoides, 1558 nucleotides. RefSeq lists its product as uncharacterized. Bases 318 to 1055 code for a protein of 245 amino acids. Lineage: Eukaryota; Viridiplantae; Streptophyta; Magnoliopsida; Poales; Poaceae. The transcript has 4 exons. The record is from RefSeq and is a predicted model, not a curated record. Gene Ontology annotation, molecular function: zinc ion binding.